AUGGCCGUCGCAGAUAUUCGCUUCAAGCUUAACACCGGUGCCGAGAUCCCUGCCCUGGGUCUGGGAACCUGGCAAUCCGCCCCUGGAGAAGUUGCUCGUGCCGUGAGCCACGCCAUCAAGGUUGGCUACCGCCACAUUGACACAGCUCUCUGCUACGGUAAUGAGCACGAGGUUGGCCAGGGUAUCAAAGAGGCCAUUGAUGCCGGCAUCGUCAAGCGUGAGGAGUUGUUCAUCACUACCAAGCUCUGGUGCUCCUUCCACGCCCGUGUCGAGGAGGGUCUGGAGGAGAGUCUGAAAAACCUGGGUCUGGACUACCUGGACUUGUACCUGAUGCAUUGGCCUCUGGCAAUGAACCCCAAGGGCAACCACCCCAUCUUCCCCAAGCUCGCGGAUGGCUCUCGGGACAUUGACCACAGCCACUCCCACGUGACUACCUGGAAGAGCAUGGAGAAGCUCGUUGGCUCUGGCAAGGUCAAGGCAAUCGGUGUCUCCAACUGCAGUGUCCCGUACCUCGAGGCGCUCCUGGCCGAGGCCACCAUAAUCCCCGCUGCCAACCAGAUCGAGAACCACCCUUCUCUGCCCCAGCAGGAGAUUGUCGACUUCUGCAACCAGAAGGGCAUUCAUAUUACCGCUUACAGCCCUCUGGGUAGUACCGGUAGCCCGCUUUUCACUGCUGAGCCUAUCGUGGCCGUUGCGAAGAAGCGUGGCGUUACCCCUGCUACUGUUCUGCUGAGCUGGCACAUUGCUCGUGGCUCUUCGGUCCUGGCCAAGUCCGUCACUCCUUCCCGCAUCGAGGCCAACCGCGCCGACCUGAUUAAGCUGGACGCCGAGGAUGUCGCCACUAUCAAGAAGUACUCUGAUUCUCUGGCAGCCACCAAGUCCUUCCAGCGUUUCGUCUUCCCUCCCUUUGGCAAGGACUUCGGUUUCCCCGAUAAGCAGUAA
This is a messenger RNA of Penicillium longicatenatum, 942 nucleotides long. RefSeq names its product putative glycerol dehydrogenase. Gene Ontology annotation, molecular function: aldose reductase (NADPH) activity. Lineage: Eukaryota; Fungi; Ascomycota; Eurotiomycetes; Eurotiales; Aspergillaceae. The record is from RefSeq and is a predicted model, not a curated record. The transcript is spliced from 3 exons. Gene Ontology annotation, cellular component: cytosol. The coding region runs from base 1 to 942 and encodes 313 amino acids.